AUGUCAGGUAACAAUAAAGAUUCACAACUCGUUAUUGCACUUAAAGAUAUCGUUGCUGGUUCAGUCGGUGGUAUUGGUCAAGUAUUUACUGGCCAUCCAUUAGAUACCAUCAAGGUUCGUUUACAAACCCAACCAGUUGGUAACCCAAUUUACUCUGGUACUAUGGAUUGUUUAAGAAAGACUAUUCAACAAGAAGGUUUUAUGGGUUUAUAUAAAGGUGUUGCAUCACCAUUGGUUGGUUUAAGUAUUAUGAAUUCAGUAAUGUUUUUAGCAUACGGUCAAGCUAAAACUGUUAUUCAAUCUUUAGAUCCAACCAAGCAACUUUCAAUCGGAGGUUUUACUGCUGCUGGUGCUUUAGCUGGUGUUGCUAUUUCAUUUGUCGAUUCACCAGUCGAUCUUUUUAAAUCACAAAUGCAAGUUCAAAGUGGUGAAAAAAAACAAUUUUCUAGUACAUCUGACUGUGCUAGACAAAUUUGGAAAAUCGGUGGUGUUAGAGGUGUUUUCCAAGGUCUUGGUGCUACAUUUGUCAGAGAUAUUCCAGCAAAUGCUUUUUAUUUUGGUGCUUAUGAAUAUGUUAGAAAGGUUUUUGCUACAGCAAACAAUAUUAAUGUUGAUCAAUUAUCAUCAUUACAAAUUAUGGCAGCAGGUGGUGCUGGUGGUGUCUCAUAUUGGACCUUAUCUUAUCCAGCUGAUGUUGUUAAAUCAACUAUGCAAACCGAUUCAAUUAUUAAAUCACAACGUAAAUAUUCAAAUAUGCUUGAUUGUGCUCAAAAAAUUUAUAAACAACAAGGUAUUGCUGGUUUCUACAAAGGUUUUACUCCAUGUUUCAUUAGAUCUAUUCCAGCUAAUGCUGCUUGUUUUGUACUUUACGAAAAAGCUCGUCAAUUAAUGGGUUAA
Messenger RNA from Dictyostelium purpureum, 897 nucleotides. RefSeq lists its product as uncharacterized. The transcript is spliced from 3 exons. The record is from RefSeq and is a predicted model, not a curated record. Gene Ontology annotation, biological process: transport. Gene Ontology annotation, molecular function: transmembrane transporter activity. Lineage: Eukaryota; Evosea; Eumycetozoa; Dictyosteliales; Dictyosteliaceae. The coding region runs from base 1 to 897 and encodes 298 amino acids.